UUCACUGGCUCCUCAUGAAUGCGCAGCUCAACCUCCGAAAGGCUGGAGAGUGAAAUUUCCCUUGGAUUUUGACAUCUGAGUUUUCAGAUCUAUAAGAGGCGGAUUUUAGAUUAAUUGGUGGGGCUUCUUAAAGUGAAAGCAUUUCUUCUGGGGAAAACAAGUGUGUAAUCAGAUGGAUGAAGAAAAAGGAGAAAGAGAAUCAGGACCAAUCUUCAAAGACAUAAGGCGUUAUUUCUGCUAUCAUUGUGGAAUUUGCAGAUCUAAGAAGUCUCUCAUCACCUCCCACAUCCUCACCCACCACCCAGAGAAGAUAAAUAAUGGAGGAAAGGAAGAAGAGGAAAUUUCCUCAUUGAAUGAAUGUCAAGAAUGCGGUGCUACUUUCAGGAAGCCUGCUCAUUUGAAGCAACACUUGCAAAGCCAUUCUCUUGAGAGGCCAUUUGUUUGUUCAGUUGAUGAUUGCCAUGCAAGCUAUAGGAGAAAAGACCACUUGAAUCGUCACCUUCUUCGGCACCAAGCAAAACUUUUCAGUUGUCCAAUUGAGAACUGCAGCAAAGAAUUUGCAUUUCAAGGCAACACGACAAGGCAUGUAAGAGAAUUUCAUGCUGAAGAUUCACCUUCCCUUGAUCCUGGAAGUCAGAAGCAGUAUGCCUGUCUGGAAGUAGGAUGUGGAAAGGUGUUCAAAUUUGCAUCAAAGCUGAGAAAACAUGAGGAUUCUCAUGUUAAGCUGGAUUCGGUGGAAGCCUUCUGUUCUGAACCAAGUUGCAUGAAAUAUUUUACUAUUGAGCAAUGCCUUAAGGAUCAUGUACGAUCAUACCACCAAUACACUAAUUGUGAAGUAUGUGGGGCAAAGCAGCUUAAGAAGAACAUCAAGCGGCAUCUUCGAUCACAUGAAUCAGAUGGCGCAUCAGAAAAAAUUAAGUGUGAUUUUGAGGGUUGCCUCCAUACAUUUUCAACUAAAUCAAAUAUGCGUCAGCAUUUCAAGGCUGUGCAUGUAGAACUCGAGCCUUUUGCAUGUAGCUUCUCUGGUUGUGGUAUGAGAUUUGCGUUCAAGCAUGUUAGAGAUAACCAUGAGAAAUCAGCGCAACAUGUUUAUGUUCCAGGGGACUUCAUAGGUUCCGAUGAGCAGUUUCGGUCAAGGCCAAGGGGUGGACGGAAAAGAACAUGCCCCUCUGUGGAAAUGCUUAUUCGAAAAAGAGUUACUCCACCACAAAUGGAUACAAUGAUGGAUCCAGGGCCUAAUCCUGGUUGCUCUUAACAAAUGAGGGCUAACCGUGAGACUGAAUUGGUAAAUAUAGUUCAGUAACACGCUAUGAAAACCGUAAAUUGUAUUGUUCUUUAAACUUACUAUAACGUAUAGCAUGAAACGUCAUGGAACAUAUUUUCUUUU
Molecule: messenger RNA, 1387 nt
Organism: Hibiscus syriacus
Lineage: Eukaryota; Viridiplantae; Streptophyta; Magnoliopsida; Malvales; Malvaceae
Product: transcription factor IIIA-like
Exons: 7
Coding region: 173-1255 (360 amino acids)
Biological process (GO): regulation of transcription by RNA polymerase II
Cellular component (GO): nucleus
Source: RefSeq, a predicted model, not a curated record